AUGAUUUUGAAGAGGAAACAAACUACAAGCUACAUUUGGAAGACUCUUGAAGAUCUUUUCUUGGACAAAAAGGAUGCUAAAGUGAUUGAAUUUGACAAUGAACUUCAUAACAUUGUCAUGGAUUAUUCAUUCGCCACUAAAUAUUGCUCUCAUAUCAAGACCAUCAUCGGCCUUCUCGACAACAUUGAGACCACAGUUCCGGAGAAAAACAUUGCCACUUAUUUGAUCAAUGGACUCUCACCAAAAUUCGACCUCGUGGCAAUCAUGAUCCGCCACAAAACUCCACUUCCUUCAUUCUUAAAGACUAAGUUGAUUAUAUUAUUUGAAGAACAACGUAUGGAACACAACAAUUGUCGCUCCGGUCUUUCUUCUCGUAAUGAUCAUGCAUCCUCUCCUACUAUUUUAAAUGUAAGUCGGUGGUCACAUUAG
Lactuca sativa (garden lettuce) is the source of this 429-nucleotide messenger RNA. RefSeq lists its product as uncharacterized. Lineage: Eukaryota; Viridiplantae; Streptophyta; Magnoliopsida; Asterales; Asteraceae. The record is from RefSeq and is a predicted model, not a curated record.